This is a messenger RNA of Vitis vinifera (wine grape), 1876 nucleotides long. Its product is annotated as BTB/POZ and MATH domain-containing protein 2. Lineage: Eukaryota; Viridiplantae; Streptophyta; Magnoliopsida; Vitales; Vitaceae. The coding region runs from base 276 to 1745 and encodes 489 amino acids. Gene Ontology annotation, molecular function: protein binding; RNA binding. The transcript is spliced from 6 exons. The record is from RefSeq and is a predicted model, not a curated record. Gene Ontology annotation, biological process: mRNA processing; protein ubiquitination.
CUUCACCAAUAAUUCUGUGUCAGACAAAUACGUACUCUCCCUAACAUCAAACCCCCCAUCUUUCUAUAUUUCAACCCUAGAUAAUUUUUCAUCCCCGAAACCCUAACUUUCUCGCUAAUUUUCAUUUUCCCGAGAAAAUUUCUUGUACUGUGGUUUUAUUUGGGAGUCCACGUCGUUUUGAUUUCUAAAGUAGACCGUAGAUCGACCCCCGGCGUGGUACUUUUUGUUUUGGGGAAAAUUCGAGAACCUGUGGGUUUGUUUGUUGGGGAUUGGGGAUGGGGAAGGUUUGCCGGGAGGGUGGGAAGCCGUCGUCAUCGUCGCCGCUGGUGACGACGUCGACGUCGAUCACUGAGACGGUGAACGGCUCGCACCAGUUCAAGAUCACGGGGUAUUCGUUGUCGAAGGGGUUGGGGAUUGGGAAGUACAUAGCGUCGGAUACGUUCGUGGUGGGAGGUUACGCUUGGGCGAUCUACUUCUACCCGGACGGCAAAAGCGUGGAGGACAAUGCGGCGUAUGUGUCGCUGUUCAUCGCGUUGGCGAGCGAGGGCACGGAUGUGAGGGCGCUUUUUGAGCUCACACUAUUGGACCAGAGUGGGAAGGAGAGGCACAAGGUGCAUAGCCAUUUUGGAAGGCCGUUGGAGAGCGGCCCCUACACUCUUAAAUACCGAGGAAGCAUGUGGGGUUACAAGCGAUUUUUCAAAAGAACUGCUCUAGAGACAUCAGACUACCUUAAAGAUGAUUGCCUCUCAGUUCACUGCAGUGUUGGACUUGUUAGGUCACAUACAGAGGGGCCUAAGAUAUACUCUAUUGCAGUACCACCUUGUAACAUUGGUCAGCAUUUUGGGCAGCUAUUGGAAAGUGGAAAGGGAACUGAUGUAAACUUUGAAGUAGAUGGGGAAACUUUUUCUGCUCACAAGCUGGUACUUGCAGCUCGCUCACCUGUAUUCAGGGCCCAACUUUUUGGGCCAAUGAAGGAUCAGAAUACUCAGUGUAUUAAAGUUGAGGACAUGGAGGCUCCAGUUUUUAAGGCUCUACUUCACUUUAUAUACUGGGAUUCAUUACCUGACAUGGAAGAGCUUACUGGCUUAAACUCGAAAUGGGCUUCUACUUUGAUGGCUCAGCAUCUGCUUGCUGCAGCAGAUCGGUAUGGUCUAGAUAGGCUCAGGCUGCUAUGCGAGUCUAAUCUCUGUGAGGAUGUUGCCAUAAACACUGUGGCAACUACAUUAGCCUUGGCAGAGCAGCACCACUGUUUCCAGCUGAAAGCUGUGUGUCUCAAAUUUGUUGCAAUGCCUGAAAAUCUGAGAGCUGUGAUGCAAACAGAUGGCUUUGAAUACUUGAAGGAAAGUUGCCCCUCUGUUCUGACGGAGCUCUUGGAGUACGUGGCUCGAGUUAGCGAACACUCUGUCAUUGUGUGCAGGCAUGGGAAUGAAGCUAUCCUUGAUGGGAGCGACAUCAAUGGAAGGCGGUUGUUCUUCUCGUACUUCAAGGACUUGGUGGGUAGAGAAGUGACUGUGGAGCUCAAGAACGACCUGGCAAUAAGAGGGACUCUUCACUCUGUUGAUCAGUAUCUCAAUAUCAAGCUCGAGAACACUAGAGUCGUUGACCAAGACAAGUACCCUCACAUGCUAUCGGUGAGGAAUUGUUUCAUAAGAGGAUCAGUGGUGAGAUAUGUUCAACUGCCUCCAGAGGGAGUCGACAUUGAGCUGUUGCAUGACGCCACCAGAAGGGAAGCUCGAGGUGGCUAAAAAUUCCAUACUUGUUAACCCCCUAACGCCUAACGGCUUUCUUUUGGAAUGUAAUACGCUUAUCUUGAUUGUUUAAAUCCCAGUCUCUUAGAUGAUAACCAUCCUUGUUUUAUGUUAAAUAAUUUUACUCA